AUGGAAAUAGCUGGAGGUAUGGAAAUGGACAAAACCUCCACCCCCAGACUUACAGAAGACGGAGGACAUGAGAGCUUCACAAAAAAAAAAAAAAAAAGUGAGAGAGCCCUAUUGCUCUGUACCGUUUUAUAUUGUACUUGUUACCUGGGACUUGCACAAGUACACUCUGAAGAUGUGGACAUCCUCCAAAAGUUGGGGCUUAAGGGAGAGAAGCCGUCGCGCUCGGUGCCAGCAGGGAUCAUUCCAUUCCGAUCGGGGAUCAUCCUCACCCAGCGGGCACAUGUGGAGGCUCCGUUGCGCUCAGUCAUCCCAGCGGCCAUCUGGCCCAACUUGGCACUGGUUCUGAGUGUGCGCUCACAUCGUGUCAACAGUGCUUUCCUCUUCACCCUGCUCUCAGGCCGCAAGAAGCUCCUUCUUGGUCUGCAGCUUGUCCCAGGCAAGCUGCUCCUUCACACAGGACCCAAGACCUCAGUGGCACUGCCCUAUGACCCCCAUGAUGGCCAGUGGCACCAGCUGGCAUUGGGAAUAAGCGGACAGAGGGUGACUUUAUAUGCCUCCUGCGGAGAGCAGAGUGUUCAUGCAGACUUUGGGUGGGACAGUGAAGAGGGGCUGGCUCUAGAGCUCCAGGGCUCCUUCCUUCUGGGGAAGAUGAGCCAGCAGCAAGCCUCAGCACACUUUGAAGGAGCCAUCUGCCAGUUUGACCUGGUUCCCUCUGCACAGGCAGCUCACAACUACUGCAGGUACAUUAAGAAACAGUGCAGGGAAGCUGACACAUACAGGCCAAACCUUCCUCCCCUGCUGCCUAUCCUAACCCAAGACCCCAACGUCACAACUGCCCCAGCUGCCCCAGCUGCCCCUCGACUUGGGGGUGUGGACAUGGCCAGGAAGCCUGUGGGGAUGAACCUGGCCCGGAGUGUUGCCGCUGCUGCCUCUGCUGUCAGAUAUGUAGCCCCCACCGUCACGAUAAAGCCUACUCCUGGGACCAUUUCUCCAUCCCUGCAUGCAACUGUGACACCAGUCAUAGCCCAGCCUGGGCUAGCUUCUCCACCUCCAAGGGCCAGGACUGAGACUGUCACAGCACCACUCAGGACUGGAGUAAACCCCACAAAACCACCAACCCCAAAACCCUCCACUCCUAAAGCCUCUGUUCAUUCCAAACUCACCCCACCAAAGCCCAGUCCUCAUGGCAGCCCCAGAAAGACGCCAGUGGGACCAGACAGCAAGAAGAAACCGGCUCUGCCAGCCACUGCCAGCACCAAACCCCUCAAGACUAAGCCUCACUCUGCCUUGGCAGAUCAAGGAGAACUCCCAAAGAAACCCCAACCCACCAAAAAGACAUCUCCCAAGCCUAAAGUUACCACCUCCAAAGCUACCCCAUUUAAACCUACAAUGUCCAAAGCAAAUUCUUUCAAAGUUGUCCCUUCUAAACCAACAAUUUCCAAAGUCAGCCCAUCAAAAUCUGUCAUCUCCAAAACUACACCUUCUAAAACCACCAAGCCAGUAUCCAAACAAGUCACCAAACCACCAAAGCAAGCCAAAACCACCAUGGCCCCAGUCACCCAGCGACCCAGCAGAUCUUCCUACACCCCAGUCACCCAGCCUGCUACGGAUGGUUUCCAGAGUUGGGAUGUUGCACCUACUCAGUUCUCCCUGCUGGCUGGACCUCCAGGAUUGAAGGGAGAACCAGGCUUUCCGGGACUACCAGGCCCCCCAGGGAAGCCAGGCCUGCCGGGCAAGAGGGGUCCUCGGGGUCUCCCUGGUCCCCACGGCAACCCUGGCCGAGCCGGUCCACCUGGACUCAAGGGGAGAAAAGGAGACCCUGGUAUCUCACCUGGGCCGGCACCUAAAGGAGAUAAGGGAGACACAGGGAUUUUUGGCCCGGUUGGACUGUCUGGACAGCCAGGUCGAAAGGGACAGAAAGGUCAUCCUGGUCCACCUGGACUCCCUGGAGAGCCUGGGGAGCAAGGUCCAAUCGGAAGUCCAGGUGCCAAAGGUUAUCCUGGCAGGCAGGGUUUACCAGGGCCUGUAGGACCAAUGGGGCCUAAAGGCGCGCGGGGUUUCAUUGGAAUCCCGGGGCUUUUUGGCCUACCUGGGCCUGAUGGUGAAAGAGGCAUUCCUGGCGAACCAGGGAAGAGGGGCAAGAUGGGUAGGCCGGGGUUUCCAGGGGACUUUGGGGAGAGAGGACCACCAGGACCAGAUGGAAACCCAGGUGAGAUGGGACCCCCUGGUCCAAGCGGAGUUCCUGGACUUAUUGGUGACAUGGGGCCAGCUGGAGCGUUGGGCAUACCAGGACUGAAUGGACUGAAGGGGGUGCCCGGCAACCCAGGAGAACCAGGACUGAAAGGUGAUAAGGGUGAUGUUGGGAUUCCUGGAGAGCAGGGAGAGAUCGGGUUCAAAGGAGACAAGGGUAUCCAGGGCGCUCCAGGAUUACCAGGCCUACCCGGGAAACUAGGACCACAGGGCACGAUAGGAGAGAGAGGCCCUGAUGGUGCACCUGGCCCCCCAGGCGCAGAGGGUUUCCCUGGUGACAUGGGACCACCAGGAGAGAACGGCCUUGAAGGACCAAAGGGAAAGCCAGGAGCCCGAGGUUUACCAGGGCCGAGAGGGGUGCCCGGGUUGGAGGGAGAUGAAGGCCCUCUUGGACCACCAGGGCCGGCAGGACUGGAGGGUAGAAUGGGAAGAACAGGUUUUCCAGGGAAGAUUGGGCCAGAGGGAAUUAAGGGAGAGCCUGGUAUCACAGGGAAAGUUGGACCCGUGGGCGAAAGAGGUUUGGUUGGUUUCAUCGGACCUGUGGGAGAGGCAGGGCUGGCAGGAGAGAAGGGGGAUCGCGGGGAGAUGGGCCACCCUGGACCACCUGGAGAAAAGGGAUCAACAGGUCAUCCAGGGACACCAGGUGAAACUGGGCCUUCAGGACCACCUGGAAGACCAGGUCCCCCUGGAUCUCGUGGGCCAAUCGGUAGCAGAGGACCCAAAGGCAGACGGGGAGCAAGAGGGCCUGACGGUCCAACAGGAGAGCUGGGGUUAGAGGGCAAGACGGGUCCUGACGGUCCUCCAGGAAAAAUAGGUUUCCCUGGACUGGAGGGAAAGAUUGGAGAGUCUGGGGAAACUGGACCUAAAGGUUUUCCUGGUGUCCCAGGGCCCUCAGGACCUCCGGGCGACAAGGGAAUAGCUGGGGAGCCGGGAUCCCCGGGGCCACCAGGGAUUGUGGGACUGCUGGGAGAAAUUGGUCCGAAGGGUCCUCAUGGCAAAGAGGGUGAACUGGGACUGCCAGGCGAGCCAGGGGAGAAGGGAUCCAUUGGACUUGCUGGGAACAGCGGAGAGCAGGGUCUAAUAGGACAGCGGGGAGAGACAGGCUUGGAGGGAGAGGCUGGUGCAGCUGGUCCUGAUGGAGCCAAGGGUGAAAAAGGUGACAUGGGUCAGGAGGGGGACAAGGGAGACAAGGGUGAAAUUGGACUAAAGGGAAAAGAAGGCCUACCUGGAAGUCCUGGACUCACUGGAGUCAGGGGUCAAGAGGGCAAAUCCGGCAAGAUAGGUGAAAGAGGCAAACUAGGACUAAAGGGGGCUAAAGGUCACAUUGGUCACCUUGGGGAGACUGGGCCUGUGGGGAAGACAGGGCCUCCGGGGUUCGUCGGGCCUAAGGGGUCCAGAGGAACAAUUGGACCCGUGGGUGCUCCUGGUCGAAUGGGUCAACAAGGGGAACCUGGCCUUGCUGGUUAUGAGGGCCAUAAGGGACCACAGGGCCCCAUGGGGCCUCCAGGACCAAAAGGUGAAAAGGGCGAGCAGGGGGAUGAUGGGAAAGUGGAGGGUCCUCCUGGUCCUCAGGGUGAUAUAGGUCCACCUGGAGACAGAGGGGAAAGAGGUGAAUCAGGAGAUCCAGGAUAUGUUGGUCUGGUUGGUGUGGAUGGAUUGAGAGGCAAACCUGGGGCCCCUGGUCUCCCUGGACAUCCUGGACCUCGUGGGCAGCAAGGACCCAAAGGGCCGAAAGGAGAUCAAGGUCAGAAAGGCAAGAAGGGUCAGAUAGGACAAAAAGGAGCCAGAGGAUCAAUGGGUGUGGUUGGUUUCACUGGUCCCAGAGGCGUGGUGGGCCGAGAGGGGCAGGAGGGUCCACCCGGCAUAGAUGGUGUCCCAGGAAAAGACGGCAGCAGAGGCAUGCCGGGAGAGCAUGGUGAUGACGGACAAAUAGGUCUUACCGGUAAUGCUGGUCCACGUGGUAAACCUGGUGUUGUUGGACUUCCAGGUGAUCAGGGGCCAUUUGGGCCAAAGGGAGAGCAGGGUCUUCGAGGCCAGACAGGACCUUCUGGGAAAAGAGGUUUCAAGGGUGGCAUGGGACUGCCAGGGAAACAAGGAGGCCCGGGGCCUAAAGGACAACCUGGUGAUACAGGGGAACAAGGUUUUCCAGGCAUUAUGGGAGUAUUUGGACCAAGGGGGCCUCCAGGAGACUAUGGGCCAAAGGGCAUACAGGGACCAAGGGGGCCACAGGGCACAAUGGGUAGAGGAGGAGGAGUUGGUCCGAUGGGGAUUAUUGGUCCCAAUGGAAGCGCAGGUCCUAGAGGAGACAAGGGCAAUCGUGGAGAGACGGGGCUGCAAGGACCAAGGGGAUCUCCUGGACCUCGGGGGCCGCCCGGACUCCCUGGUCCCCCAGGUGUCCCUCCAUCAUUUAGAGAGGACGGUCUUCAUUUGUUUGUGGACUCACACACCCCACUCAGGACUGAGAAUAAGCCAGUGAUGGACCUGCCGAUGCUGGACCAGGGCGCAGAGAUAUUUAAGACCCUCCACUACCUCAGUAACCUGAUCCAAAGCCUGAAGAAUCCGCUUGGCACUCGGGACAACCCCGCCCGCAUCUGUAGGGACCUGCACAGCUGUGAACAGAAGAUGAACGAUGGCACUUAUUGGAUUGACCCCAACCUGGGCUGCUCUUCAGAUACAAUUGAAGUCUCCUGCAACUUUACCGGAGGUGGACAGACUUGUCUGAAACCAGUCACGGUAUCAAAGCUCGAAAUCAGUGUUGGUCGUGUCCAGAUGAACUUCCUGCACCUGCUGAGCUCAGAGGCAGUGCAGCACAUCAUCAUCCACUGCCUGAAUGUCCCUGUGUGGAGGUUAGCUGAGGAUCAGCCCGCUGCCAAGGGGGCUGUGAGCUUCAAGGCCUGGAGUGGGGAGAUAAUCGAGGUGGGAGGAGAGCUUGAGCCACAUAUCAUAGAGGACUCCUGCUGGAUGAAGGAUGGCCGCUGGCACCAGACCCAUUUUGUGUUCCACUCCCUGGACCCGACCUUGCUCCCUGUGGUCAACAUCUACAACCUCCCAGAGACUGUUCCUGGUUCGCACUACCACCUGGAGGUGGGCCCUGUGUGCUUCCUAUAAGGGCUGCUGUGUGAGUCCUCUGAGUGUGAAGGGAUGGAUCAUCUCCCCUGGAUGUCACCUCCACGCAGGUGUGGAGAACGGAGUAGUCCCCUCCAACCCACCCCUGAGCACUGUCCAAGUGGGAAAAAGCCUCCCCUAAACGCCCCUGCCUCACUCUGCCAACCUCCUAUUGGACUGCAGACACAGAGGGAGGAAGCAUGGGGAGCUGGGGGACACAGAGCAGGGGGACGUGGAAGAGCUGUGGAGGAGCAGGGGAGUUCUUGCACUAAGGUCUUCUCAAAAUGGCAAUAGUUUCUCCCAAAAGGAUCUCCUCCCCCCGCACCAAGCCAAGUAUGAAGAAAAAAAAAUAAGGCUCCACGCCUCACAAUCUCUCUGGAACAAUGCUAAGUGCAGGGAGACCAAGGCCAAGUCGAUAUUGCCAAUUAACCAAUCAGCGGACAUUAUAGUAACUUAUUAUUUGUACUGUAUACUGUCUGUAUACUGUGUGUACUUUUUGGAAAUACCAGGAAAACUUGUUCUGUUAGAAGAGAAGAAUUAAAGUAAUUGGGAUCAGUUAAAUGUACAUAUACAGUAUAUAUAUAUGCUUAUUCCUUAACUUUUAUACAUUUAUCUUAUGUAAAGAAAUAAUCUUCAAGUGCAAUAGAAAAUGAGAAGAUAAUUUUAUAUUAUAAAGUGAUAUUGAAGGCUUUUUCAGGGGUGCCAUCUUACUUGCCUUUGGUGCUCAUCUCCUUUCACUCUUGCCCAUAUGAAUUUCACUCAUCAGUUUAAAUUGAGCAGAAAUCACAUCUUAAUUUACUAGUGCUCCGAACGGGAGACCACGGCUGUCAGUCUACUCCCUAAUGUGGGAAACCAGUGGCGCCCAGUCAACUGUUAAUUGAAUAUGUAUUAAAUCAUUGAAUACUUAAUACUGUAUUUAUUCCCCAUCAAAUAUGUCUGAACACUCCCUGAAUAUAAACUGACUGGAUGCUACGUGUGAUUAGGGAGUAUAUCUGUGGUUAUGGAGAUGAGUGAUCUAGGAUAACUAUCUCUUCCUUUCAGCUAUAAUGCCUACAAGUAUGGAGCUGUAGUUUUUUUUUUUGUUUUUUUUUUUAGUGUUUUAUUGAUUUCCCCUGCAACUGUGGAGCGUGAAAUCACGUCUUGAUGCUGAUAUAAAGUUAGCUCCUUCUUCUCCUCCCGUAUGAUGAAAGACAGGAGGGCAAACUUUGUGCUCACCCAGCACAACAUGGGACCAGGACACUCUCCUACCCUGGUUACAGUAGACAGGCUGCAGGCGGGGGCAUUCCCUCGAGGAGAGCUGAGCCACAGGAGAGAGUGGGUCCAGGAGUCAAAACACACCUCUUUUAAUCCUGUCCCAUCUCUCAUGUAUGGUGCUAAGUAAAUUAUAUGAGGUGCUAACCCAGUGCUGUAAUUACACCACUCUGCCAAAAAUUUUCUGACGCUUAUAGUGCAUGCUUGCUCAGAUGGUACAGAAUCCAUAUACGCAUAACAUAUUGUCAUAGCUUCCAUAAUGCACUAUUAUGGUAAUAUCCCAUCCAAAAAAUACUUUAAAUAGUUUCUGAAUAGUCAAACACCUGUUGCUUACUCAAACCUAUUUUUGUUCUAUACUGCAAUUUACAGAGACGCUUAUUCUAAGGGAAUAUAUUUUAGAGAUAAUUUUUAAAAAGGAAAAACGAAAAGAAAAAAAAUCUCCUUUGUAUCUAUUUUAAAUCACAGGGUUUGAAGUAUUUUUUGAAAAAUCAAGUUUUCUUUCUCGCUGUACAAAGCCCCCCACAGCUGUAUGUAAUAUCUCUAGGAACACAACUAGUGGAAAUAGUUUUAAUUAAAAAAAAAAAAAAAAAAUCUUUGUUGUAGUUGAACACAAAUGUGUAUAAUUGUGCAAGCCUUGCUGUAUACAAUGGAUCCCCUCUUGCUAAUUUAAUGUUAUUUAAUGUUGUAAACGUGGUUGCUGACUGAGCAAGGUUCUGUUUGUCGAAGCAAUACUACUCUGUCUGACAACUUUAUAUAUCAGUUCGCCCAACUGGUCUUGGAGUUAAUAGAUUUUUUUAAUGUGUAAAUUUGGGGCUCCAGAGAACAAAUUUAUUGCAAUGUUAAUUGUCUUUUAUUUUUUUAUUUUUUUUUUUUUAUUUUGUUUUUUGUUGGUUUGUUUUUCCUCUAUGAUAAUCAACCAUGUACUGUACCAGGACUCUGUUUUAUUAUAACGUGUUUUAAAGAAAUUAUGCCAAUAUGUGAAAAUUAUUUUUUUUUCUUUUUGUAAAUCCGUUGUAGAAUUAAAAUGAGCUAAGAAUACCUCACAUUUUUACAUAUGACUUGGAGCAAAGAUUUUCUGUUGUCUUUAUAAUUAAAACCUGUUUGGAAAAAAAAAAAAAUCAGCCAAAUAAGUCAUGACACUCUGAACAAGACCAUUUCUGGUGCUUACAUCUUUCAUCUGUCUACUUUUUCAUCACAUGUUCAGUGUCCAUUUGUUCAAUAAAUACUUUCAAUUUA
Molecule: messenger RNA, 7842 nt
Organism: Myripristis murdjan (pinecone soldierfish)
Lineage: Eukaryota; Metazoa; Chordata; Actinopteri; Holocentriformes; Holocentridae
Gene: col27a1a
Product: collagen, type XXVII, alpha 1a
Exons: 62
Coding region: 1-5358 (1785 amino acids)
Molecular function (GO): extracellular matrix structural constituent
Source: RefSeq, a predicted model, not a curated record